Solea solea (common sole) is the source of this 2717-nucleotide messenger RNA. RefSeq lists its product as uncharacterized. Gene Ontology annotation, molecular function: protein binding. Lineage: Eukaryota; Metazoa; Chordata; Actinopteri; Pleuronectiformes; Soleidae. Bases 7 to 2172 code for a protein of 721 amino acids. The record is from RefSeq and is a predicted model, not a curated record. Gene Ontology annotation, biological process: protein homooligomerization. The transcript is spliced from 5 exons.
GUCGUUAUGCGGCGUAUGGACCGCGGAGAGGAGGAGGAGGAGGAGGAGGAGGAGGACGACGAAGAGGCGGACUCCUUCACUGGCUCCAACCCGGAGUCUCACCUGGAUGGAGACCUUCAGCGGUCAGACCGGAGCAGGCUGAGCGAGAACACGCGCCUGGCCACGCGCUAUGCGGUGCGGAUCUUCAGGGAGUUCCUGAGCGAGAAGGACCGAAGUCCAGACUUUGAAACUCUGGACAAGGAGGCGCUGUGCGCGCUGCUGCGCUCCUUUUACGCGGAGGCGCGCUCCAAAAGUGGACAGCUGUACAGCAAGUCGUCCCUCAUCAGCAUCCGCAGCUCACUCAACCGGUACCUGAACGAACCCCCCUACAGUCGCACCUUGGAUCUCACCAAGGACCCGGAGCUGCGCAGCGCCAACCUGACCCUGGCCGCGGUCAUACGCAGGCUGGAGGAGCAGGGCGCGGGUCCUGUGGUGCAGAAACAAGCCAUCACGCGCUCGGACCUGCGGAGACUAUACGAGUCCUCCGUGUUCAACACCGACACGCCGUUCGGACUCCUCAACAAAGUCUGGUUCGAGACUUGCAUGUAUUUUUGCACCCGCGGCAGGGAGAACCAGCGGGAGCUGGAGGAGGACUCCUUCGGUCUGGCCGUCGACGAGGACGGGAGAAAGUUUGUGUAUUUCAAAGCGUUGGGUCCGUAUCACAAGUCCCGCUCCGCCGCCUGGACCAAGAAGCGUCCGGACUCGGACGAGGACACUUUGCCGCGCAUGUACGAGACCGGCACGGAGCAGUGUCCGUACGCCAGCUUCGUCCGGUACGUGUCCAAACGGAACCCGCUGUGCCGCGCGUUCUUCCAGCGGCCGCGGGACCACUGCUGCGCGAGCGACGUGACGUGGUUCGAGAACAAAGCCAUCGGUAAGAACCUGCUGGGCACGAGGAUGCAGAUGCUGUCGCGCGCCGCCAAGCUCUCCAAGACCUACACUAACCACUGUAUCGGCGCCGUCUCCAUAGCAACGCUCAACAGCAUCGUGGGUGCCGCGGGCUCCAGGUCGACAACGACGCUCUACGUUGCCUCGGAAACGCUCGUGCCGUAUCACCGCCGCGUGGCAGACUCUGUGGAUGUGAAGCCGCAGCUGACAACAGCGGUGACGGCGGUGCGCGCACAGACCGCGGCAGCGGCAGCAGCGCGGAGAGUCUGCGCUCAGGACGAGGAAGAGCAGGAGGCUCCACGUGCCAAGAGGCUGUGCGUGCGCCCCGGGACGCGCGUGGACUCGCCCGUGGAACAGAAGGAGAGCGCGUCAGCUCUUGUGAGAUCCACGGAGGUCAAUGUUCACACACAGGCUUCGGUUCGAUUCCCGGGCACACAGGUGAGCCCUGUAGGGGUUAGCAGCAGCAGCAGCAACAUGUCGAGUCAGCAGGGCAUCUCUGUGUCCCCUCUGAACUCUGCUGGAAUCCCCACACAUGCCCAACUCACCAAAACCAACGCACCUGUCCAUAUCGAUGUAGGAGGACACAUGUACACGAGCAGCCUGGCCACGCUCACCAAGUUCCCCGAGUCGAGAAUCGGUCGCCUGUUUGACGGAAGUGAACCCAUCGUGCUCGACAGUCUGAAGCAGCACUACUUCAUCGAUCGAGACGGCCACAUGUUCCGCUACAUUCUGAACUUCCUGCGCACGGCAAAGCUCCUCAUCCCCGACGACUUCAAAGAAUACUCCCUGCUGUAUGAAGAGGCCACUUUCUUCCAGCUGGCUCCUCUUCAGGCCGAGCUCGAGCGCUGGAGAGCCGAGUGGGACUGCGAGCGCGCAUGCCGAGAGUGCCAGUGUGUUGUGGUUCGAGUGGUGCCGGAGCUCGGGGAGAGGAUCAGCGUGAGCGCCCACCGCUCCGUCAUCGAGGAGGUUUUCCCCGAGGUCAGAGACGUCAUGGCCAAGUCCCUCAGCGGCAGCUGCAAUCACGAGUCCACACACAUCAUCUGCUUUCCGCUCAACGGCUACUGUCACCUCAACUCUGUGCAGGUGUUGGAGCGGUUGCAGCACCGGGGAUUCUGGAUCACAGGUUCAUGUGGCAGCGGAGUGGACUCCUCUCAGUUCAGUGAAUACAUCCUGCGGAGGGAGAGCCGAGACGGCCAAGCCUCGCCUCCCACCCUGAUACAAAUCAAACAGGAAGUCACGGACUGAGGUCAGAAGGCGUCACAUGGAGAAGCGAUCGGCUUCAGCGAGAAAGGAGUCAAAAAGUGACCCGUCACAAAAUUCUGACUCUCCUCCAGUUGCCACAUUCAGGCCGGACUGUAGAAGAACAGCACCGUCAGAGCAGGGACUGCAGAGGAUCAUGGGAAAUGUUGACAUUUUUGAGAUGCAGUGCUUUUUUAUUUUUCCAUGAAACACCAGGACCAUGUUCAGAUCCGGGGGGGAAAGAUGGGCGUCCGUGGUGAGCAGGAGAGCGUCUUCAGAUGCUUAAUUUACCUGUAACAGUCGGCUGUCGCCAUGGACCAAGCAGUCAAAGGGAGAACAACGUCUAAAUCGUUAAUGAAUGAAAAAUGAGCAAAUAAGUAGUAAUCUGGGCCCAAUAAACGAGGUCGACAACACGGAACUCUUACUAAAAAUAUGACUCAACAACACAUGAGACAGAGGGGGAACAGAAUUCACCCACUGAUCUUGGGUAAUUGUACUUCCAGCCUCAGCCACGUGUUUCAGACAAACCAGGAAAGAAAGAUGAAUGAAUA